GAGCCUGAGCCACAUUUGAACCAAUGGUAGGACGAAUGGGACUGCUUCAGCCAAUGACAAACUAGUCUGAGUACGCACUCCGUUGGACGACGACGGUCAUGGACUGGAGUAGUGUCCUUUUCGGUGUAACAAACUUUUAGCAUUUUGUUUCGAAACGGGCAAAACGGAGUGAGGUGGGGGAGCUGCUCUGAGCAGUAAUGGGGGAGAUUGAGGGUUCAUACCGGGUCCUGCAGACCCCUGGCGUGAGGCUGGGAGCCCAGUUCAAUGCUGGUAUCAGCACCUUGGAGCCGGGCCAGAGCCUCAGUGGCAACAUGGUCAGCGGGAGCAGAGGCCAUGGGCGAGGACUACAGAUCCGUGUGCAGGGGCUGGACGACUCCCAGGAGUUCUUUGAUAUUGACCCAAAAGCUGUUGGACAGGCGCUCCUCUCGGAGGUUUUCUUGAGAGGCAACCUCAUAGAGAGUGAUUACUUUGGCCUGGAGUAUCAGAACAUGCAGAUGAACUGGGUUUGGCUCGAACCCACAAAAUUUGUUGUGAGACAAGUCAGAAGACCAUCAAAUACACUUUUUAGGCUGUCAGUGAAAUUCUUUCCUCCAGACCCCGGUCAGCUGCAGGAGGAGUACACAAGGUACUUAUUCUCACUGCAGAUGAAGAGAGACUUGAUGGAGGGAAGGUUGGUCUGCACAGAGAAUACAGGAGCCCUGCUGGCCUCACACCUCGUCCAGUCGGAGAUCGGUGACUACGAUGAUGUAGCAGACAGGGACUUCCUGCGGGCGACCAAGCUGCUGCCUUACCAGGAGAAAGUGCAGGAGAGGAUCAUGGAGCUCCACCGCAGGCACCUGGGCCAGACUCCAGCCGAAUCAGAUUUCCAAAUCCUGGAGAUUGCUCGUAAACUGGAGAUGUACGGUGUCCGCUUCCACCCAGCAGCUGACCGGGAGGGCACCAAGAUUAAUCUGGCUGUUGCUCAUAUGGGCCUUCAAGUUUUUCAGGGCAACACAAAAAUCAACACCUUUAAUUGGUCCAAGAUUCGCAAACUAAGCUUCAAGAGAAAACGCUUCCUGAUCAAGCUUCACCCAGAGGUUCAUGGUCCCCAUCAGGACACUCUAGAGUUUAUGAUGGCCAGUCGAGACCAAUGUAAAAUCUUCUGGAAGAUCUGUGUGGAGUAUCACUCAUUUUUCCGUUUGUUUGACCAACCCCAACCCAAGUCCAAAGCUAUCCUCUUCACCAGAGGCUCUUCUUUCAGAUACAGUGGAAGGACCCAGAAGCAACUUGUGGACUAUGUCAGGGAAAAUGGAGCAAAGAGAACUCCAUACCAGAGGAGGAACAGUAAAAUACGAAUGUCUGCUCGCUCCCUCGCCACCGAUGUGCCAAAACAGAGCUUGUCAUUCAAUGACAGUCUCAGGGCCCCAGGCUCCCCCUCCUCUGCUACUGUGUCCUUCCACCCUGCGCACAUCUCUAGCAUCCUCCCGCGAACAGAGCUCCAGCCUCAGCCGCAGCCUUUGCCCACAAUGAGCCGGUCUCCAGCGCCUCCCCAGCAACAGCAGCAGCAGCUUCAGUCCCCUCUGCAAGCUACCAGACCCCCCAGCCCUCCGAAGGAAGAAGCUGUCAAGGCCGCUUCCCCAUCUCACUUCACUUUUCAAGAUUCAGUCGACAGCCCUCAGCUCUCCCCCUGCAACUCCAAAGGUCCCCUCUGCCUGUCGCCCUCCUUCCAGAUGUCGACCCUCAGCCUGCCGGGCCAGGCCCCGUCGCCCCUGCAAAGCCCCAUCCUGAGCGAGGUGGGCAGCAAUGCCAGGCUAGAGGAGGAGGAGGAGGGCAGGAGGAAGCGUUAUCCCACCGACAAGGCCUACUUCAUUGCCAAAGAGAUUCUGACCACAGAGCGAACGUACCUGAAAGACCUCGAGGUCAUCACAGUGUGGUUUCGCAGUGCUGUGAUCAAAGAAAACGCCAUGCCUGAAGGCCUGAUGAACCUCCUCUUCUCCAACAUCGACCCCAUCUAUGAGUUCCAUCGAGGCUUCCUCAAGGAGUUGGACCAGAGGCUGGCUCUCUGGGAGGGACGCUCGAAUGCUCACGUCAAAGGGGACUACCAGAGAAUCGGUGAUGUGAUGCUGAGGAACAUGUGUGCUCUGAAGGAGUUCACCAGCUUCCUGCAGAAACAUGAUGAAGUGUUAACGGAGCUGGAGAAAGCCACCAAGAGGCUGAAGAAGCUGGAAACGGUCUACAAAGAGUUUGAGCUGCAGAAAGUCUGCUACUUGCCUCUCAACACAUUCCUGCUCAAACCCAUCCAGCGCCUCAUGCAUUACAAACUCAUCCUGGAGAGACUGUGCAAACAUUAUUCUCCUUCUCACCGUGAUCAUGAUGACUGCAAGGAGGCUCUGAAGGAAGUGGCUGAGAUAGCCACUCAGCUCCAGAGCAGUCUGAUCCGGCUGGAGAAUUUCCAGAAGCUAACGGAGCUGCAGAGAGACCUGAUUGGCAUAGAGAACUUAACAGCACCAGGCAGGGAGUUCAUUCGAGAGGGAUGUCUGUACAAGCUCACCAAAAAAGGACUGCAGCAAAGGAUGUUUUUCCUGUUCUCAGACAUGCUCCUGUACACAAGCAAAGGUGUCACAGCGACCAAUCAGUUCAAAGUGCAUGGUCAGCUGCCCCUUCACGGCAUGAUCGUUGAGGAAAGUGAAAACGAGUGGUCAGUCCCCCACUGCUUCACAAUCUACUCUGCUCAGAGGACCAUUGUCGUGGCUGCCAGCUCUAAAGUGGAGAUGGGGAAGUGGAUUGAGGAUCUGAACUUGGCUAUUGACUUGGCCAAAAAGUCCCAAGAGAAAUCCAGCAUCUUCCUUGACGCUGGACUCGGCGAUCACUCCAACCGAUCAUCUGAUGAGGUUUCUCUGGAGCAGGAGUCGGAGGAUGACAUGAACUCCUCCCGUACAUCACUGGACAAGCAGACACACCACCGUGCCAACACAACCAUGCAUGUGUGCUGGCACCGCAACACCAGUGUGUCUAUGUCUGAUCACAGCCAGGCUGUGGAGAACCAGCUCUCCGGUUACCUCCUGAGGAAGUUCAAGAACAGUAACGGCUGGCAGAAACUCUGGGUCGUUUUCACCAACUUCUGCUUGUUCUUCUACAAGACUCAUCAGGACGACUUCCCGCUGGCCAGCCUCCCGCUGCUUGGCUACACAGUCAGCACCCCCGAGGAGUCGGACAGCAUCCACAAGGAGUACGUCUUCAAACUGCAGUUUAAGUCCCAUGUUUACUUCUUCCGCGCGGAGAGCGAGUACACCUUUGAAAGAUGGAUGGAGGUGAUCAAGAGUGCAGCCAGCACUACGGGCCGGAUGAGCCUCCUCAUACCCAAAGGAGGGCCCAUGGAGAUAAACGGAAACUGAUUCAAACAUGUCGUAUCUGGAGGCUGGGCCUCUGGGACAUCACAACGACGAUCCGGUCUCGUUCUCGGUGUCGUUUUUCAUGUGAAGGGAAGACGAUAACAACUGGAGACUGAAAGAUACUGCCAGUUUAACAUUUUUCAGCCUAAGGAUUUAAUUCUAAUGGCAUUUUUCUUUUUGAUUAAUGAUGUAAAUGAUAACAUUUCAGUAUACAGGAUAUAAUGAAAGGGAGACAUGUACAUUUUGGUCAGUUUUUAAGUGUGUGCUGCUCAGUUCACAUAGACUGAUGGGAAAUACUGUUAUAUGGGACCAACGCAAAGGGCUUAAAUUCAGGCUUUUUGAAGGACUUUUUCUCUUUAUUAGCACAUGGUGGCUGAAGCUUUGUUGGGUACAGUGUGCUGUGACACAUGAUAUACAGUAUGUGGGAAAUGAAGGUAAAUGAUGGUAUGUGCUCUCUGCAUUGUACUUUGAAAGAGUCAGAGGUGUGUGUGAGAGAGAUGGAGGCGAGCAGAAAGUUCAUGAGAUGUUGAAAACAAGUACACGACGAGUUAGUUUUAUGGAGAUGCAUGGGAAGUUUUUUGAGAAAUUCAUGCUGCUGUUAAGAUGGUGACACACAAGCGUUGUUUCCAAACAUUGGAAAAAAACAUUUGGAGGGUUUUAAAGGGACAGUGGGGUUGUAUGAGGUACUUAAUAAGUGUAUUACCUACAGUACAUUCCCCAGAAACAGGAAGAAGUACUGACACAGAAGCUAAGCAACGUACUGGUGUGCACGGGGACAGCGGAAAAAAUGUAUUUAGCUGGCUAAAAAUCUAUUCAAUUACAAUUACAUCUGUUUAAGUCUACAAUGUAUUUACAAUGUUUUCAUCCCUUUACCUUACCGUCAGACAGCCCUGUUUAAGUGUAGGCAGGCAUAACUGAAGCCAUUAUCUAUCAUCUUGUCAAAGCCACCAGACUAUUGACAAAAAUGUUAAAUUUACCUCACAGAACAGUGGAAUUCUUAGUCUAACACCACACCGAUUGGUUAGAUUGUUUUUUUGUGUGACUUUAGUGUAUUAAAGGGUUAUUUCAGAUUCACAAAAAUUACACAAUGACACAGUCUUAUUGAUCCUGAGGCACAUCCUGUGUACUGUUUUUGUCAAAGGAGUCUGGAUUCAAAAUACAAUGGACGCUUAAACCAGCCAUGUCCAAACUAUUCCUUGAAGGGCCAUGCUGCUGCAGAUUUUUGUUCCAACCAAUCAAGAACACACCUGAUUCGACUGAUCAGCUGUUUGAACCCUGAGAUCAGUUGAUUAAAUGACUCAUGCAUGUACAUGAGUCUUCUGCUUGAUUGGACGGAAAACCUGCGGCUAAAUGGCCCUUUAUGGAAUAGUUUGGACAUGCCUAUCUUAAACUGCUGCUGAUUGCCACAGCAGCUUCUCUCAGUACUCCUGCCUGCAUCUCCAAUGCCUACUGCCAUCCACUGUACCUAAUACACUAACUAAGGAUAAGUACUUCAUACAACCUAACUUCUAUAACUCCAAACUAUCCCUUUAGGAACCAACUUGUAUGAACUAUUCUUAUAAGCAGUAUUUAUUUCUAUCUGAGGCUUUUUGUUCCUGUUAAUGGAAGGAUGCAAAGGAUGUUUCAAGUGUUCUAAAGGGAGCUGUUCUGUUCUGCUUAAAUCUUUAGUUAGGCAGCGUUAUGGCCAGUUUGGUGCUACGUUUCUCUCUUUAAUAUCACAUGUAAUCAAAUGUAUCCUGUUUUGUUUUUUUGCAUAGGGAUAACAACUUGAGGAAAUAUUGUGCAGUGGUUACUCUAGCGUUUACUCUAUGUAAAAGAUUUUUUCUUCUAAAAGCAUUCAGACGAACAUAUUUUUGAAGUUCUUGGUGGCGAUGCUGUCUUUCCUGUGUGUCGCACUGUUUUAGACAAAUGGGAGCUGAUGUAUGGGAGACACCAAUGACGCUUGUUGCCAGUAAUUUAGGCGCUACAUGCACCCAUGGUAUUAUUUGGUAUUUUUUUGUAUGAAGACUGGAAUCUUUACCCUUUUGAGUGUGCAUGUGUGUGUGCUUGUGUGCGUGCAUGUAUGUGUGUGUGCGGAGAAGCCACUGGAGCUGUAACGUCAGGUGAUGAUAGAGGUUCGUCUCCAAAACCAUCUGACAUUCUGUGUGUGAGAGACUGACUGUUGCACAGGUAACAUACAGUUUGUUCAUCCUAUUUAUUGUUUAGCAUGUCGUCAGGGCCAUGCUCCUGAACGCCCCCCAUGUAGUGUCCAUGUUAUUCCAUUGAAAACCUAACAAAUAAAAUAUCUUUCUGUGA
Molecule: messenger RNA, 5666 nt
Organism: Centropristis striata (black sea bass)
Lineage: Eukaryota; Metazoa; Chordata; Actinopteri; Perciformes; Serranidae
Gene: farp2
Product: FERM, RhoGEF and pleckstrin domain protein 2
Exons: 27
Coding region: 198-3374 (1058 amino acids)
Cellular component (GO): cytoskeleton
Molecular function (GO): cytoskeletal protein binding; guanyl-nucleotide exchange factor activity
Source: RefSeq, a predicted model, not a curated record